AUGGAUUCCGAUCUUACCCUCGCAAUUAUCGGAUGCGGCAACAUGGGCUCCGCAAUUCUCUGUGGAAUCCUCGACGCAACAUCCACCACCAACAAUAAAGAAAGCCCGUUUACCCGCAUAGUCGCGUGCACAAAGUCCCAGGCAUCUGCAGACAAGCUUGAAUCUCGGUAUGCCCGGCAUUCAUCACAAAUACAGCUUGACUUUGUCGCCGGCGACAAUGCCACCGCCGCUGCACAGGCGGAUGUGGUCAUCCUCGGCUGCAAGCCGUACCUUGUUGAUGCGGUCCUGGCCGAGAAAGGGCUCUGUGAUGCACUGGCAGGAAAGCUAGUUGUUAGUAUUAUCGCCGGAAAGACAAUCGGUGUCCUUGUUGAGGGGAUUGCAAAGAAUCAGUCGGGCUCGGCUACGGAGUCUACGACGAUGGUUGCGCGCGCAAUCCCCAAUGUCGCUGCUAGCGUGCGGGAGUCCAUGACUGUCAUUGAGCUCCCCGAUGCCGCUCUCCAGAGUCAGGUGAAGGUGAUUGAGUGGAUGUUCUCGCAGAUUGGGAUGGUCAAAGUCAUUGGCGGCGAGUUGUUCGAUUGCGGCUCCAUGUUGAUGGCUUCGCUGGCUACGGUUUCUGUUGCCGUUGAUGGGAUCUUAGACGGGUGUGUUGCGGAAGGAAUGCGGCGGGCAGAUGCGUCUGAGAUGACAGCACAGUGCCUGCUCGGUCUUGCUAAGAUGUUGAAGGAUGGGCACCAUCCGGCAGUGCUGAGGGAGAGUAUCUCAUCGCCCAGGGGGUGCACAAUGCAGGGCUUGUUAGCUGUGGAGAGGGCUGGGGUGAGGAGUGCGUUUGCAGACUCGAUUAUUGCUGGGACGGGCCAUUUGAAGAGGUUGCAGGAGAAGCAGCUUGACCUUCUACGAAGCAGUAUCCGCAGUCAAUUAGCCAGUGUGGGCUUGCUUUUAGUUCUUAGAUUAUGCCACUCCCAUGUUUCGCUUGCCCAGCGUUGCAGAAAGCCUCAAGCUAGACCCUCGAAUGCGUUCGGAGCUGGCUUGCUCAAUCACUGCGCGGCAUCAACUCGCAGUCGUAUUGGAGCAGGAUCCCGCGUGCCUGGAAUUAUUGACCAAUCUAUAGUCUUUGAGAUCCCGAGACCUCCAACCCGAAACAGAGGCUGCCCUUGCUGCGCGUGCGCCGUGCGGGCAAACACGGAGCAGGAUUCGAUCUGUAUGGAUCCCCUCACCGACCGGGAAGACCGGGAGCUCAGCCUGGUCUCCUGA
Molecule: messenger RNA, 1251 nt
Organism: Aspergillus calidoustus
Lineage: Eukaryota; Fungi; Ascomycota; Eurotiomycetes; Eurotiales; Aspergillaceae
Source: the annotation of a GenBank genome assembly